CCAAGCAAGGUCACCAGCGUGUGGUGCAUCUGCUCUUAACAUAUGGGGUCGAUAUCAAUGCAACAAGUGCUGACGGGAUGACAGCUCUCGCUCAUGCAGCACUUGAGAGGCGUCGGGAUAUGAUACAAUACCUGCUCAGAGAGAGGGCAUCCAGUGAUAUACAGGACCAAAACGGAGCCACGGCACUCCAUCAUGCCGUGAAACCCGGCGAUGAGAGGGAUAUUAUAUACAUGCUACUAAAAGCGGGGGCGAAAGUCGACAUUCAGGACUCUAGAAAGAAGACAGCCUUGAUGUUGGCAGCAGAGCUAGGAAGAGAAGAGGAUGCCCAUGUUCUGCUCAAGUUCGGAGCGAGUCUUGACAUUCGGGAUGCAGAAGGCCAGACGGCAAAAGAUAUCGCAAAAGAGCGGGGUUGGGAGAUGAUUGUGGCUAUCAUGGAACAUCCUUUGGCGUCACAACGAAAUCUGGGCACAGAGGCGGGCGGGGCCUGAUUUUCCUUUCUAUCUGCUUCGAGUGUAGUAUAAUGGUCCAUUGAAGACACCACUAAACAAAGGACCAUCAUCAGUACGUUGGUCGCCCGCUCCAGAAUGAAUUGUCUGUCUUCC
This is a messenger RNA of Cryphonectria parasitica EP155, 602 nucleotides long. Its product is annotated as ankyrin. Gene Ontology annotation, molecular function: protein binding. The transcript has a single exon. NCBI's taxonomy places the organism in Eukaryota, Fungi, Ascomycota, Sordariomycetes, Diaporthales, Cryphonectriaceae. Bases 78 to 488 code for a protein of 136 amino acids. The record is from RefSeq and is a predicted model, not a curated record.